AUGCGACUUUGCAGAGAAGCAUGAAGACUGAGAACUUAGGUAAUCCUGAUGCUGCAUUCGUAGAUAUGGUUCUUCAAGCCCUUGAUAAGAUUCGUGAUGAAAUAGACAGAGACGAGUGUGAGAUCUUGAUCACCAAGCCUGACUUCCAAGAAGUGACGGAUGAAUCUCAAAUACCAGACUAUCAAGGAAAUAGAUUCAUCAAUCAGUCUCUUCCCAUGCCAGCAAACAUGACGUCAUCAAUGAACAGUAGUAUGGUGGCGUGUAACCCAAUGCCUACUGUCUUACGGGAGAAACUAGUGAAGAAGCCAUCCGAGAGAGCUGCGAUACGCAACGCUAUUUCACAAAUCAUUCUGGAUUCUCUGAAGACAGGGCACCCCGGACUAAAGAUCAACAAUAAAUAUAACUUGAAUUGCAGUACUGCUAUGUUGCCGUGUACCAAUGCUUCAUCGUAUGCACAUGAAGUCGUAGACGACGAGGUUUCCCGACUUGUUGCUUUUUGGACCAGUAAGACUGUCAAACUAGACAAUGACGUCAACAGUCAAAUCAUGAAGUAUUUAUUUCCUCUCAAACCAAGAAAUGUCAACAAGAGUUCAGAUUCACAUCCAGUCGUGAAAACUCGGCAGGAAGAGGACGAGAUUCCAGACAUUCCCGCGACAGCAAAGCUUCUCGGAGACAAAAUGCCGAGAUAG
Molecule: messenger RNA, 689 nt
Organism: Strongylocentrotus purpuratus (purple sea urchin)
Lineage: Eukaryota; Metazoa; Echinodermata; Echinoidea; Camarodonta; Strongylocentrotidae
Exons: 4
Coding region: 21-689 (222 amino acids)
Source: RefSeq, a predicted model, not a curated record